This is a messenger RNA of Oncorhynchus kisutch (coho salmon), 5844 nucleotides long. RefSeq names its product plectin. Bases 49 to 3633 code for a protein of 1194 amino acids. Lineage: Eukaryota; Metazoa; Chordata; Actinopteri; Salmoniformes; Salmonidae. The transcript is spliced from 7 exons. Gene Ontology annotation, molecular function: GTP binding. The record is from RefSeq and is a predicted model, not a curated record.
AAUACUGACACUCCUUAAUCCAUGUAGUUUGGCCGUAUUUAGAGGUUGAUGAGGAAGGAUAGGUGUUGCCAUAACAGACUGAUAGAGGUGAGGAGGGUUACACAGGAGAGACAAGCCGGUUCAGAGCGACUGGGUUCAUCUGAGAGAAGGAAGGAGAAGACACAGGGAUACAGACAGAAAACCCAGCAACCCGUUCCAACAAACUCCUACCUGGCUAUGACUGACGUCCUCCCCGGCAGCCAUGCCAGAACUCCAGAGCCAGAGCUCCGCUUGGUCCUCCUAGGGACCAUCGGCUGUGGCAAGACCCUGUCAGGAGACACCCUCCUGGGCCAGUCCUCCUCCGGCUCUCCUUCCUCCUCUAGUUCUUCCCCUAGGCUUUGCCAGCUGAGGCCUGGGGCCUCCGAGGGCCGGAGGUUGACUGUGGUGGAGGCCCCUCGCUGGUACUGGAGCGGGGGCCACAUGGAGGCUGGGGUGAGGAAGGAGACAGAGAGGGCACUUGAGCUGGCUGCCCCGGGGCCACACGCCUUCCUGCUGCUGGUUCCUGUCGGCCAGUUCACCGAGGUGGAGCACAGAGUGCCCGCUGAGCUGGAGGAGGUGUUUGGGGAGGGGGUGUUGAAACACACCCUGGUGCUGUUCACCUGUGGAGACUACCUGAUGGGCCAGGGGGCGGGGCAGUACCUGGAGGGAGAGGACCCUGGGCUCAGGGAGGUGAUUGACAGGUGUGGGGGCCAAUACCACGUCCUCAACAACCGCCGACCGCAGGACAGGGAGCAGGUCAGGGAGCUGCUGGAGAAGGUGGAGAACAUGGUACAAAAGAACAGAGGAUGCUACAUACGACAGAACACCCUGCAGAGAGAGAUGGAAGAACAAGCGAGGGGGAGAGAGAGGGAACUGAAGGAGAAGGUGGAAGAACAAGCGAGGGAGAGAGAGAGGGAACUGAAGGAGAAGGUGGAAGAACAAGCGAGGGAGAGAGAGAGGGAACUGAAGGAGAAGGUGGAAGAACAAGCGAGGGGGAGAGAGAGGGAACUGAAGGAGAAGGUGGAAGAACAAGCGAGGGAGAGAGAGAGGGAACUGAAGGAGAAGGUGGAAGAACAAGCGAGGGAGAGAGAGAGGGAACUGAAGGAGAAGGUGGAAGAACAAGCGAGGGGGAGAGAGAGGGAACUGAAGGAGAAGGUGGAAGAACAAGCGAGGGAGAGAGAGAGGGAACUGAAGAGGUACAAAGUGGAGGAGAAAGAGACUGUGCUGGAAUCUAGACACGUCACAAACACAGAGACACGCAGAUAUUGUGGAAGCCAGAAGAGAGAGGUUACACCUAACUCUGCUAUAGAGAGGAGAAGAGAGGAAGAGAGGGAAGAGAGUGAGGAGAUGGAAAACUGGAAGGAAGAGAUGGAGAAGAUAAAGAAAGAGAGGGAUGAGAUAAUGAAGAGCAGGAAAGAGAAGGAAGAGAUGGAGAGAAAAAUAGAGGAAGAGUGGGAGAAGAGAAGAAAAGAUGAGAUGGAGAAGAGAAGGAAGAGAAGGGGGAGAGAGAGGGAACUGAAGGAGAAGGUGGAAGAACAAGCGAGGGGGAGAGAGAGGGAACUGAAGGAGAAGGUGGAAGAACAAGCGAGGGGGAGAGAGAGGGAACUGAAGGAGAAGGUGGAAGAACAAGAGAGGGGGAGAGAGAGGGAACUGAAGGAGAAGGUGGAAGAACAAGCGAGGGAGAGAGAGAGGGAACUGAAGGAGAAGGUGGAAGAACAAGCGAGGGGGAGAGAGAGGGAACUGAAGGAGAAGGUGGAAGAACAAGCGAGGGAGAGAGAGAGGGAACUGAAGGAGAAGGUGGAAGAACAAGCGAGGGAGAGAGAGAGGGAACUGAAGGAGAAGGUGGAAGAACAAGCGAGGGGGAGAGAGAGGGAACUGAAGGAGAAGGUGGAAGAACAAGCGAGGGAGAGAGAGAGGGAACUGAAGGAGAAGGUGGAAGAACAAGCGAGGGAGAGAGAGAGGGAACUGAAGGAGAAGGUGGAAGAACAAGCGAGGGGGAGAGAGAGGGAACUGAAGGAGAAGGUGGAAGAACAAGCGAGGGGGAGAGAGGGGGAACUGGAAUCUAGACACGUCACCAACACAGAGACACGCAGAUAUUGGGGAAACAGGAAAAGAGAGGUUACACCUAACUCUGCUAUAGAGAGGAGAAGAGAGGAAGAGAGGGAAGAGAUGGAGAGGAAAAGAGAAGAAGAGAUUGAGAGGAGAAGAAGGGAAGAGGGGGAAGAUAUGGAAGAGAAAGUGACUGUGAAACCCUUGGUUAAUUGUCUUCAAUCAACACCAACACAACAGCAGCAGCCAAAAAAGCCCCAGAAUGGUGGUCCAGCACUGUUCACAAGGAUCCCUAGUUUCCAUCUGACUGAAGAGGGCGGUAUACUCUCACAGCUGUCCAAACUCGAAGCAAAACCAGCCCAGAAAGUUGUUAAUACCUUCUCCCACAAAAUCAACAGCAUUGAAGAGAAGACAACCCCCUCCUCCUCCUCCUCCCAGUCAGAGUUGCGUGUGGUUCUGCUGGGUAGGUCAGGGUCAGGGAAGAGUGCAGCAGGUAAUAUCAUACUGGGGCGGGAGGAGUUUGUGUCUCGACCAGACAUUACCACAGCCGUCACUCAGGACUGUCAGAAGAGCAGGGCCCUCGUUGCCGGGAGACGGGUGGCAGUGGUGGACACUCCAGACUGGUUCCGCUCCGAGCACCCUCCCGAUGUGGUCCGUUCCAAGCUGUCGUCCUGUGUGGCCCUCUCGGCCCCUGGCCCCCACGCCUUCAUCCUCUGUGUCCCUGUAGACCAACCAGCCCAGGCAGAGCUACAGGCUCUAGGGGCCCUAGAGAAAGUCUUUGGUCCCGGGGCGGUCCGGACCCACACCCUGGUCCUCUUCACUCACUCCGAUCGGUUGAAGGAGAGCGGGAAAGUGGGAGUGGAAGGUGUGGAGAAGUAUAUCUCCAGCCAGAGGAGAGAUUUGUUAGAGUUGGUUAAACGAUGUGGGGAUCGGUAUCAUGUGAUGGAGAGAGGGAGCGGAGGAGAAGAGGAGGAGGAGAGGAAGAGGAGGAGUGUGGGGGAGUUAUUGGAGAAGGUGGAGCAGACGGUGAGAGAGGGAGGAGGAGAGUGUUUCUCCUGUCCACUCUUCCAGGAGGCGGAGGAUAGGGUGAGACAGAGACAGGAGGAGAUAGUGAGGGAGAGGAGGGGAAGAGGAGAGGAGGUGAAGAGACAAGCGCUUCAUUCCUACUCCAUGCAGCCCUUGAGAGAGACAGAGGAAGAUGAGGAGGAGAACGAGAGAACGAGAGAGGAGGCAGAGAAGAGUGUGAGCGCCCUUGAAUUGGAAAAUCUUCCCUCGCUCUCGUCCUCUUCUGCAUGGUAUUCGUCACUCCUUCGCUCGGUGUGGGAGAAGGUGGGGGCGGGAGCGAGUAAGGUCCCCAAGCUGACGGCUGGAGGUGCGCUGCUGGGUGGGGUGGUGGGCGUGUUCUUUGGAGGGCCCAUAGGGGGAGCUAUAGGGGCCACUGCUGGAUCUGUGGUCACUGAGGUGGGGAGAAGGAGGUUUAGCCAGACAAAGAACUCAGCAGAAGAGACAGAUGCCACAGGGAGAAUAGAAGGAGAAAUCUUGGACAAGGUGUUGAAAACAGAGUGAGAGAGUCAGAUCCACACACGUUGAUAUGGAUGUACAGUACAGCAUGUUAUGAGAGAUUAUUUGAUAGGUUUCUACCUAUGAUAUAUAUCCACCUGUGACCGCGCAGACGUUGUAUAUAUCUGUGAUUAUAAACUGGGUUGGUCGAGCCCUGAAUGAUGAUUGGCUGACAGCUGUGGUAUAUCAGACAGUAUACCACAGGUAUGACAAACAUGUAUUUUUACUGCUCUAAUUACGUUGGUAACCAGUUAAUAAUAGCAAUAAGGCACCUCGGGGGUUUGUGAUAUAUGGCCAAUAUACCAUGGCUAUAUACCACGUUGCGUGGUGCCUAAGAACAGCCCUUAGCCAUGGUAUAUUUUCCAUAUACCACACCCCCUCGGGCCUUAUUGCUUAAACAUAAUGUUGGUAACAUUGUACAACAUAUACUGAUGUUUAAGUUGUUUUGCGGCAAAUACCGGUUCUCAUUGACUACUUCAAUGUUUUGUUGUAUUUCUUUUCCAGCUAUUACAAUUAUGACUUUUUAAAUAACUCACAUGUGCUACGUCAUUAUUAUUCAAAUGACAUUCAGCAUGUUUUCUUUAAAUGUUAAACUACUAUUGUGCAUAUAGUUAAUCGGUUUAUUAAUGCUAAUAAAACACAUUGCAUGAUAAUAUCAUUCAGUUGGGUUUGAAGGCCUACAAUAUGUAAAGUUGGUCCUGAAAAUAUGUAAUAAAACCCAGAGGGGAGGCAGAGGCAAGGGGGUAUUAUCUCCAUGUCCCAGACUGCUUUGCCUCACCCUUCAGGCCUCUUGUAUCAGUAGGACUGGAUAGAGCAGGUCUAGGACACCAGCCCCUACCACACCAAACACCUCUCCUCUGUGUGAUCUGAUCCUCAGGGGCCUCCGUAGUUCACCCUACCAGCUCUCACAGUCUCACGUCAGAAUUAGACGUUCAUCCAUGUUUCUCAAACAUCACAUUUCAAAGUGUUUGAGGUUGUUUAGGCGUUAACUCCAAAUUCUUAAGGUUAGUCAUUCAUCCUGAAUGGUUCAUGCAACGAUUAAGGUUAGUCAUUCAUCCUGAAUGGUUCAUUCAACGAUUAAGGUUAGUCAUUCAUCCUGAAUGGUUCAUGCAACGAUUAAGGUUUGGCAUAGGCUUAAAACAAAAUAUCAAAAACAACUUUAUAUCACUGGAUUCGAAGAUGCAACCUUUGACCCUUUGGAACCACAGGCAGAUGCUUAUGCUCAUCUACAAUGCCCUAGAAAAGCCAAAACCUACUUUACGGUAACAGCUGUUGGGCGGCACGGAGGGAGCCGGCCGUGGAGCGCACCACUGUUGGCCUGCACGGAGGGAGCCAGGGCCAGGUUGGCACGUCAGAGAUGGAGGCUAGAGGCAGAGGCAAUAAGGUUAUGUAACCAGUCCUUCCUGUUGUGUCAGAACGACCGGGUGUGGUGGGGGGUCUGAGAGAGAGAAAGGGAGAGGGAACGAGGGCCUUUGUGGCUGAUUUUCUCUUAUUUCCGCCUCUUUUUUUUGCCCUUCCCUCCCCACUUCCAUGCAUGUAGCGGUUGAUUGCACCACAGUAUCCCCAUCAGGCAACUUAAUGGCUGUAGAUCAGACAGCACUAACUGUAGAGCCAUUUCCUGGCCACCUGAUAGCUGGAGACACGCAGCCAACCUGGGGGAAAGGGUUGAGGGGGACACCAACUAGGGCUGAGGGGGACACCAACUAGGGCUGGGAGAUAUCGUCAACAUUUUUGACGGUAUGAUGGCAUUUGACAGUAUUUAAUGUUUUUUUAUAAUAAAAGUUCUAAAUAUGCUUCAUGAGUAGUGCAGGACCGUAGGUAGGGUGGUUUCAACGGGGCUUUCUCUUCUGAUUGCUUUAUACUGUUCAAACUUCAUCCUAACAUUAUUUUCAGCAUUUUCAUCCAUUUCUGCGUUUUCUUCACUCGUGUACCACUUUAUCAUCUCUCCUCGCUGUACCACUUUAUCAUCUCUCCUCGCCGUACCACUUUAUCAUCUCUCCUCGCUGUACCACUUUAUCAUCUUUCCUCGCCGUACCACUUUAUCAUCUCUCCUCGCCGUACCACUUUAUCAUCUCUCCUCGCUGUACCACUUUAUCAUCUUUCCUCGCCGUACCACUUUAUCAUCUCUCCUCGCUGUACCACUUUAUCAUCUUUCCUCGCCGUACCACUUUAUCAUCUCUCCUCGCCGUACCACUUUAUAAUCUCUCCUCGCUGUAC